GUAUGAAUCGAAAGACAAAUUAUUUUUACAUAUUUUUUCAAACACUUCAAGAGUCCUGCUGUGAGGUUUGAGGUCUUACACUACAUUACUCCGGAUUGUACCACCAAUAUCGGGAACGUUCUUACCGUCUCUCAUUAAAAAUGGUUCGCUUAAAUGACAAAGUCUCGUCACCAGUAGUCUUGACACCGGAGAUGGGUGCUUCCAACCAAACAGUUGUGACUGCCAGAUAUCAAGGAACGAAAAUGGAUUGCUUCAAUCAGAUGAUCUUGUCGCAUUGGAAAGACUUCUCACGUGCAAUUGAAGAUGAAGACUCUGGACUCGAGCCAAUAAGGGCCGAUGGCUCUAGCUUGAACCUAGCGACCUUGGUUGCCAUAGCGAGAUACCGUCGCAAAAUAUCACUCAGCGAAGAAGCAACCAGAAAGAUGAAGAAAAGUGUAAAUGCUUUUCAAAAACGGAUCCAAGACGGCGAGUCAGUUUAUGGUGUCAAUACCGGUUUUGGUGGAAGCGCCGAUGUUCGACCAAAGAACAUCUCCGAAGUAUCUGCAAGCUUAUUUCGAAUGCUUCAUUACGGAAUUAUUUCUGGUCCUCUAGAUAGUCGUCAUGUUGGAGAGUUAGCAACAAACGACCCAAUGAGCGCUGUGAAGCAGAGGGAGUCUAAAACUGCGAAACUAGCAAGAUUAGCUAUUCCGUUAUCUGAUCCCGUUUGCUCAACCACCAUGCCAGAGAGCUGGGUUCGUGGUGCAAUGGCUAUUCGUGCCAAUACGCUUGCCAAAGGAGCCUCUGCAAUUCGACCAGUCAUUGUUCAGUCUCUGUUCGAUCUUUUGAACAAGGAAAUUAUCCCAGCCGUGCCACUUCGGGGAAGCAUAUCUGCUUCCGGUGACCUUAGUCCGUUGUCAUACAUAGGUGGAGCACUGGAAGGAAAGUCGGCGAUUCAGGUUUACGUCGAUUUUGAUCGGAAACGUGUUUCAGCAGACAAAGCAUUAUUGCAAGCUGAUAUAGCCCCCGCAGUUUUCGGGCCUAAAGAGGGACUGUCGUUGGUCAAUGGAACAGCAGUAACAGCUUCCGUUGCAGCUUUAGCCAUGCAUGAAGCCAUUAUGCAAGCUUUGCUUUCACAAAUUCUUACUGCUAUGUCUGUUGAAGCACUUUCUGGUACGGACGAAAGCUUUAAUCCUUUUUUUGCCGAGGUCAGACCCCAUAGAGGUCAGACGAUAUCAGCCAAAAAUAUUCACUCAUUCUUGGCUGGAUCCAAGUUGACAAAAGGAAAUGAUACUCAAGAAUUUCAAUUACGACAGGAUCGCUAUUCUAUUAGAACUGCAUCACAAUGGAUUGGUCCAUCACUAGAGGAUCUUUUGUUAUCCUACGAGCAGGUAUCAAUUGAGUUAAACUCCACCACUGAUAAUCCCCUUGUUAGUGAUGACGGAAAGAUACGUCAUGGUGGAAAUUUUCAAGCGAAGUCCAUCACAAGUGCCGUGGAGAAGACUAGACAAGCUUGCCAGUCGAUUGGUCAAAUGUUAUUUGCACAGUGUACCGAGUUGAUAAAUCCAGCAACAAACAACGGUCUUCCUCCUAAUCUGGUGGCAGACGAGCCAAGCGAAUCCUGGAUGUUCAAAGGUAUUGAUAUCAUGAUUGCGGCAUUGCAAUCUGAGCUUGGUUUUUUGUCUAACCCCGUUGGAUCACAUGUUCAGACGGCUGAAAUGGGCAAUCAAGCUUUGAAUUCUCUGGGGCUCAUCUCGAGUAGAUACACGCUAUCGGCUUUGGAAGUUCUGACGCAGCUUUCCGCGGCACAUCUAGUGGCUGUAUGCCAAGCUCUAGAUCUCAGAGGAAUCCAAAAUCUAUUUUUUAUGAAUUUAAAGCCUAAGUUUGAGGGCUCUUUCAUUCAGUGCCUUGGAAAAUAUCCCGUGGCACGCCCUAGUGAAUGGGACGAUCCCAUGGAGACGAAGGAAUCCUCCAAACUACAACUGCUCCUCUGGGAAAAACUGACAACAACGCUCAAUUCGAGUUCAAAUAUGGACUCGACCACGCGCUUUAAACAUACAGCUCAGUCGCUUCAGGCAGUCAUUCUUGAAACGUUGGAGCCCAGUCUAGAAAUGUUGCAAGUUUUGAAAUGCUGGACCGAAUUGUGCUCGGAGCAAAUGAUUUACGCCCACACAUUGGCAAAGAGACAACAUUUUGAAUCAACUGCGAUGGCUAAGUUCUUUUUGGGCAAAGCUGGUGAGCGGAUGUAUCGCUAUUUACGCAAUGAGCUCCACAUACCUUUCGUUGAUGAGGAAUACCUCAAGUCUUCGGAAUGGUUGCCCGAGAAGCCUGACUCAUAUCAAUCUGUCGGAAGUAUGGUAACCGCGGUGUAUGAAAGUAUGAGAUCGGGUGAGCUAUAUUCUGUUGCUAUCGAGUGCUUGAAAGAUGCAGAAGAGGAAGUAAGGAAUGAAUAGAAUGAAUAAAGUAUUGCACGGACAUUCUUUAGAUAACGAUCAUUCAAUAUUAAAAUAUUACAGUAAAAGUUGUAAAUCAAUGGCACUGAAAAGCCGUGAGAAUCGUAUUGCUAUAGACGUGAAAAUACCUUAAAGAUUGACUUA
Molecule: messenger RNA, 2573 nt
Organism: Botrytis cinerea B05.10
Lineage: Eukaryota; Fungi; Ascomycota; Leotiomycetes; Helotiales; Sclerotiniaceae
Exons: 3
Coding region: 141-2429 (762 amino acids)
Biological process (GO): L-phenylalanine catabolic process
Cellular component (GO): cytoplasm
Molecular function (GO): ammonia-lyase activity
Source: RefSeq, a predicted model, not a curated record